This is a messenger RNA of Debaryomyces fabryi, 828 nucleotides long. RefSeq lists its product as uncharacterized. The transcript has a single exon. The coding region runs from base 1 to 828 and encodes 275 amino acids. The record is from RefSeq and is a predicted model, not a curated record. Lineage: Eukaryota; Fungi; Ascomycota; Pichiomycetes; Serinales; Debaryomycetaceae.
AUGAUCUCAUAUUACACUUCUCCACAUUACAAUGCUGAUCCAUUUAAUCCAUACUGUAUUGGAAGUCAUAAGUCGUUAUUCAAUGAUGUGAUGCAUCAAUUUGAUAGACAAUUUUAUUAUAAUCAAAGUCAAAAGAUGCUCGAAAAGAUGUCUAAACCUAGCAGUGUCAAACAAGUUGAAACAGCGGAUGGUUAUCAAAUCCAAAUUGCUAAGAGAUUUGGCGAUUUCAAUGGUUAUGAAGUCAAAGUGAUACGGGAUUUAUCGGGCGACUUCUUACUCAAAAUUGAGGGAAAUAAUGACCAAUUCGAAAGGAAAUAUGAACUAGACCCAGAAAUGGUAGAAAUACGUGAAAUCGAUUGGAAGUGGUUCAGAAAUGAAAACGUCUUGGUGUUGAAUAUACCAAAACGCAAAUACAGACAGGAAGAGAGGAAGAAAGUCAAGAGUGUCAAGAAAUCAAACUGUAAGAAAUUUUCUCCUAAAAGAAAGGUAGUAAAUGACAAGAGACUGCAUCACAAGCUCGAUAAGCUCGAAGCUGCUUUAAAAGAGGAACAAAGACAGAGGAAUUCCGAAAAACAAGAAGAGUAUUUGAAGCAACAAGAAAAUGACCAACGCAGUUUGACAAGCGACGAAGCUCUGUUUGAACACGAGGAGAAUAUACAGCUGCCCUCAUUAUCAGCUGAAUCGAGUCCAGCUUUGGAAUCAGAUACUUCUAGUGAAACUGAAUCAAUCGAAUCUGAACCUAUAAAAGCCAAGAAGAAAAACAGACUGCCUUCAAUCGAAGAGGUAGAAGACGAAGAGUUUAUACUACUUCGCAAGAAUAUGAUAUAA